AUGUACAAUCCAACUAUAUUGUUUCUAUUGAGUACUCUGGAUGUAUUUGCUAAAACAUACAUGUACAAUCCAACUAUAGUGUUUCUAUUGACGACUCUGGAGGUAUUUGCUAAAACGCACAUGUGCAAUCCAACUAUAUUGUUUCUAUUGAGGACUCUGGAUGUAUUUGCUAAAACGUACAUGUACAAUCCAACUAUAUUGUUUCUAUUGAGUACUCUGGAUGUAUUUGCUAAAACGCACAUGUACAAUCCAACUAUAGUGUUUCUAUUGAGGACUCUGGAUGUAUUUGCUAAAACGCACAUGUACAAUCCAACUAUAUUGUUUCUAUUGAGAACUCUGGAUGUAUUUGCUAAAACGCACAUGUACAAUCCAACUAUAGUGUUUCUAUUGAGGACUCUGGAUGUAUUUGCUAAAACGUACAUGUACAAUCCAACUUUAAUGAAUUUUUUAACGCCAAAACUAUUCGUGAGUAAUUUUUAA
Lottia gigantea (owl limpet) is the source of this 480-nucleotide messenger RNA. RefSeq lists its product as hypothetical. The record is from RefSeq and is a predicted model, not a curated record. The transcript has a single exon. Bases 1 to 480 code for a protein of 159 amino acids. Lineage: Eukaryota; Metazoa; Mollusca; Gastropoda; Lottiidae.